This is a messenger RNA of Echinostoma caproni, 336 nucleotides long. The record is from the annotation of a GenBank genome assembly. Lineage: Eukaryota; Metazoa; Platyhelminthes; Trematoda; Plagiorchiida; Echinostomatidae.
CGUUCCACCAAUGUGACUCGACAACAUAUUGUUCUGCACACCUUACGGUGGGUGGCUUCCAGUCUGGAGACAGCUUCCGGGACUGUUUUCAAUCUGGCCAGUCCAAACACCCGUCGGCGAUCGUUCUAUCCAACUCCCCGAAGAGUGUCCAUGGCAUCUGGACCGCAAGUCAAUUCACCGUUUUUGCCGUCAGAUGCGACGCCGGAAUCCAUGUGUAUGGCGGUAAAAUUUUUAAAUCCUCCAGUGGAGACCGGUUUUUACGAAUAUGGAUCACGGAUGAAAAUACCGCGUACCGCAAUCGCCGAGCGUGUCGUCGGUCAACACGGAGAGGCGUAG